This is a messenger RNA of Cotesia congregata, 1452 nucleotides long. Lineage: Eukaryota; Metazoa; Arthropoda; Insecta; Hymenoptera; Braconidae. The record is from the annotation of a GenBank genome assembly.
AUGUUAAAUGUACGAUUUAUAAUUGCUAAAAUUUCGAAAAUUAGCACCGCAAGGACUAUUAAAGAAAAAUUUAUUAUAAAUAUUCCUGAUAUCUGUAAUGAUAAUGAACAAACUAUCAAAUUCAACGAACUUGUUGAUUUACUAGUUGCGGCUGGAUAUUUUAGAGCAAGAAUUAAAGGAUUAUCAAACUUCGACAAAGUUAUUGGUGGUAUUACUUGGUGUAUUGAAUCAUGUAAUUUUGACGUAAAUGUCAAUUUUUUAUUUCAUGAAAAUCUCUCAAUAGGACAAAAAAUUGCUUUAACGGAAAAAAUUGUUUGUAUGUUAUUAAAAAUGAGCUGUCCUUUUAGAAUAGAACCUCAUCAAGUUCAAGGAUUAGAUUAUAUACAUAUAUUUCCUGUCAUUCAGUGGCUUGUAAAAAAAUCAAUAGAGACAAGAAAAGAAUCCGCUGGUUUUGUACGGCUCUUAUCUCACCGUCAAUUUUAUAAAACUCGUAAUGUGUUAGAUAAAAAAUUUCAUAGUUCAUGUGAUUCUAAAGAGUACAAUGAUUUUAAUAUUAAAAUUAUCAAAAAUAUUUAUGAACCACGAAGACGAUUAAAAAAAGAUUUACCGCUACUGGCUCAAGUUCCGAAAUUGAAAAGCACUAUAUUAGAAUAUGGAAUUUUUUUAUUUCCAAGUACGACGUAUAAAAAUCUAAAUCACUUUGAAGUAGAUAAUAAUAAAAUCAAAAUUAAAACAAUAUCAACACCAAAUGUUGAAGAUGAAUAUUCGAAAUUAUCGGAAACUAUAGUCUGUAUAGACAAAAAUCAAAUGGGUAGUAUUGUAAGUUCUCAAAUUAAUCAAGAAAUGGAAACUUUUGGACGUAAUUUUACACCAUGUAUCGAUAGAAAGGACACUGACAGCGAUGCUAAUUUAUAUGAAGCACUGAGAAAAAAAAAAAUGAGUUGGUUGAACCAAGUACAAAAAAUUAAGCACGAUCAAAGCGAAUUACUUCAAAAAAUUUCCAGGUUAAUUGAAAGAAUGGAAAAGAUUUCUGAAAAUCAAUCUAAAAUAGAAAAUAAUACUUCUCAACUAGCAAACUUGAAAAAUUUUGAUAAUAAAAGCGUAAUAGAAAAACUUGAACAGUUGAUUGCAGUUCACAUGAGCUUAAAAGAUCAGGAAACGAAAUUUCGUGAACAAUGCAAAAAAGAUCGAACUUAUCUGCAAAUAAUUUGUGAUACAGUUGAAAAUGCUGCAUCAGUAACAAAACAAAGUCAUUAUAAAGAGUAUGAUGAAUUUAAAUUGUCAAUUAACAAAAUUAGAUUAACUCUAGCAAAAAAAAAUCGUGCUUGUGUAUUACUAACUCGUCAACUGGAUGACGUGCCUCGUAGAUUUGAAUUGACGCAGUAUCAGCGUCGGUUUAUGGAACUAUACAAUCAAGGUAAGAAAGAAAGAAGUAUUCAUCUAACUAAAAAU